Andrographis paniculata is the source of this 3989-nucleotide messenger RNA. RefSeq lists its product as uncharacterized. Bases 192 to 3563 code for a protein of 1123 amino acids. NCBI's taxonomy places the organism in Eukaryota, Viridiplantae, Streptophyta, Magnoliopsida, Lamiales, Acanthaceae. The record is from RefSeq and is a predicted model, not a curated record. The transcript has 23 exons. Gene Ontology annotation, molecular function: protein binding. Gene Ontology annotation, cellular component: cytosol; Golgi membrane; Ric1-Rgp1 guanyl-nucleotide exchange factor complex. Gene Ontology annotation, biological process: intracellular protein transport; retrograde transport, endosome to Golgi.
UCUUUGAAAGUAUAAUCAGAUCUUCUGUUCCACGGUUGCAUCUUACUUCGUUCGACCAAGAUCCUCCGAUCCGAUUCCAUUUUCGGAGCCCUGAAUUUGUUGUUCAGCUCUCAAAUCCAUCGAAUCUGCAGUGAAGUUCGCAGUGAAAUUUUCGCUUGGUGUACACGUUCAUACGCGCACGGUACUCGAAGAUGUAUAUGGCGUAUGGAUGGCCGCAGGUCAUCCCUCUGGAAUCACCGAGCUGCCCAUCCACGCAGCAGAUCGUGUAUCUGAAAGUCGUCAAUCGUGUGCUCCUUGUCGUGGCUCCCACUCACCUCGAGCUCUGGUCUUCUUCUCAGCAUAGAGUGAGAUUGGGGAAGUACAAGAGAAAUGUCGAUUCGAUUAGGAGCGAGGGGGAGAAUUUACAUGCGAUUUGGAGCCCCGACACAAAGCUCAUUGCUGUUCUUACAACAUCCUUCUACCUUCAUAUUUUUAAAGUUCAAUUCACUGAAAAGAAUAUACAUAUUGGUGGGAAGCAACCAACUGGUCUAUCCUUCGCGAACAUAACUCUACUGCUGAGUGAGCAAGUCCCAUUUGCAAAUGAUAGUUUGACAGUGAGCAACUUCAUUUGUGAUAACAAACACAUGCUAAUUGGACUCUCUGACGGAUCACUGUAUAAUAUAUCUUGGAAGGGUGAGUUUUUUGGUGCAUUUUUUCUUGAUCGGAGGCAGAGUGACAACAUUGGUACUCAUAAAUAUCCUCAUCACCUGAGCAAUGGUGUGGCUUCUUGCACAACAAAAGGUAUUGAUGGGUCCAACCAUACGAAUGAUGCUCACAUUCGGGCUUCAGCAGUUGUCCAUCUUGAAUUUUCGAUUCUGUUGCGGUUGCUUUUUGUGCUUUUUUCUGAUGGAGAACUCAUCCAGUGUUCUGUGAGCAAGAAAGGUCUAAAGUACACUGAAUCGAUUAUUGUUGAAAGAAAGCUGGCUUCUACGGAUGUUGUAUGUGCAUCAGUGGCCCCAGAUCAACAGAUUCUUGCUGUUGGAACCCAGAAAGGUGCUGUUGAGCUAUAUGACCUUGUGGAUUCUGGGGGGCUUAUUCGCACUGUAUCAUUGCAUGAUUGGGGAUAUUCUGUGGAAGAUACUGGUGCUGUCAACUAUAUUGCUUGGACGCCAGAUAAUUCUGCUUUUGCAGUUGGAUUGAAGUUAAGAGGGCUUACAGUAUGGUCCGUUUCUGGCUGUCGCUUGAUGUCUACAAUUCGCCAGAUAGGUUUGAGUUCUGUUUCUUCUCCUGUGGGUAAGCCAAACCCGGAUAUCAAGUAUGAGCCCAUGAUGGGUGGUGCCUCACUGUUACACUGGGAUGAGUAUGGAUACAGGCUUUAUGCUAUUGAAGAAGGAUCUUCUGAGAGAAUUAUUUCCUUUUCUUUUGGAAAAUGCUGUCUCAAUAGAGGUGUUUCUGGUACAACCUAUGUACGCCAAGUUAUCUAUGGCGAAGACCGUUUACUUAUUGUACAGUCAGAAGAUACUGAUGAACUGAAGAUCUUGCACCUCAAUCUUCCAGUAUCUUAUAUAUCCCAAAACUGGCCUAUUCUGCAUGUUGCUGCUAGUAGGGAUGGAAUGUAUCUGGCAGUUGCUGGGCGUCAUGGUUUAAUCUUAUACGACAUAAGGUUGAAGCGUUGGAGAGUGUUUGGAGAUGUCACUCAGGAACAACAAAUCCAGUGCAGGGGAUUGUUGUGGCUGGGGAAAAUUGUGGUGGUGUGCAAUUAUGUGGAUUCUUCUGACGCAUAUGAAUUGCUUUUCUAUCCAAGAUAUCAUCUUGAUCAAAGUUCUUUACUUUGUCGGAAGCCGCUAGUCACAAAGCCAAUGGUCAUGGAUGUUUAUCAGGACUAUCUGCUAGUAACUUAUCGGCCAUUUGAUGUCCACAUAUACCAUGUGAAAAUAACUGGUGAAUUGUCUCCUUCGAGUGCUCCAGAUUUACAGCUUUCUACAGUACGAGAGCUUUCAAUCAUGACGGCAAAGAGCCACCCAGCUUCGAUGCGUUUUAUCCCUGAUCAGCUUCAACAGGAACGCAAGCUGAAGAGUGAUCUUUCUUCAACAUCUAUUUUGUUAAACCGAGAACCUGCUCGGUGCUUAAUAUUGCGGAUGAACGGAGAGCUUUCACUCCUUGAUUUGGAUGAUGGGCGUGAAAGGGAGCUUACUGACUCUGUGGAGUUAUUCUGGGUUACAUGUGGUCAGUCAGAGGAGAAAACAAGUUUGAUUGAGGAGGUUUCCUGGUUAGACUAUGGCCAUCGAGGGAUGCAGGUAUGGUAUCCAUCCCCAGGUGUUGAUUCAUUUAAGCAGGAAGAUUUUUUACAGUUGGAUCCAGAGCUUGAAUUCGACCGUGAGGUGUAUCCCCUUGGUCUGCUUCCAAAUGCUGGUGUAGUAGUUGGUGUUUCCCAAAGAUUGUCAUUUUCGGCAUGUACGGAAUUCCCAUGUUUUGAGCCUUCUCCUCAAGCACAGACUAUAUUACAUUGCCUUCUUCGGCAUCUUCUCCAGAGGGACAAGAGGGAAGAAGCUCUACGGUUGGCACAAUUAUCUGCAGAGAAGCCGCACUUUUCUCAUUGCAUGGAGUGGCUUCUGUUUACAGUUUUCGAUGCUGAAAUUUCAAGCCAAAGUUCAAGCAAAAACCAGGCAGCAGUAGCUAAUCAUGGAACCUCUCUGUUGGAUAAGACGUGUGAUCUAAUCAGAAACUUUCCUGAGUAUUACGAUGUAGUUGUUAGUGUGGCAAGGAAAACUGAUGGCCGGCAUUGGGCAGAUUUAUUUUCUGCUGCAGGGAGAUCAACAGAGUUGUUUGAAGAGUGUUUCCAGCAAAGAUGGUACCAAACUGCAGCCUGCUAUAUACUUGUCAUUGCUAAGCUUGAAGGUCCGGCUGUGAGUCAAUAUUGUGCCCUUCGUUUGUUACAGGCUACUCUAGAUGAGUCUCUAUACGAACUUGCUGGAGAGCUGGUGAGAUUUCUUCUAAGAUCUGGAAGAGAGUACGAACCCGCCAACACAGAUUCUGAGAGAGACUCCCCUAGAUUCUUGGGAUAUUUUAUUUUUCCUUCCAGCUUUAGGAAACAACCCCAGGAUGCAAAAAGCCCCUCGUUCAAAGAGCAGAGUGCACAUAUUACAUCAGUAAAAAAUAUAUUAGAAAACCAUGCCAGCUAUUUGAUGUCUGGGAAGGAGCUUUCCAAGCUUGUAGCAUUUGUCAAAGGCACACAAUUUGAUUUGGCGGAAUAUCUUCAGCGGGAACAGUUUGGAAGUGCUCGAUUGGAGAAUUUUGCAUCGGGGCUUGAAAUGAUUGGGCAGAAGCUUCAUAUGGGAACAUUGCAAAGUCGUUUGGACGCAGAGUUUCUCUUGGCUCAUAUGUGCUCAGUCAAGUUUAAGGAAUGGAUAGUUGUCUUGGCGACACUUCUGAGGCGCUCAGAGGUCCUUUUCGAUUUAUUCAGGCAUGAUUUACGACUAUGGAAAGCAUACAGCAUCACCAUACAAGCACACGAAGCCUUUGCCGAAUACCAUGACUUGCUCAAAGAGUUGGAAGAAAAGCUUUCGUCUCUUAAUGCAGGAUGAACCUGAGUAUUGCCUCUUGUUCACCUUCGAAUUUGUCAUAGGCAAGCUCGAAAUUCUGGAGCCAGAUAAGUAUUUGUUGCUGUGUGUUUAGGCAAAACUUUGUUUUGUUCUUUAAGAAUCACAUCAAGUUGUUUUUUUUUUUUUUUGGAAUUUAGAUUUAGGUUAAUGGUAAAAAUAGAUGUGCAUAUAUAUAUAUAUAUAUCUAUAAUAAAUGUGUUUGCUCUAGUUAUUAUCUUUUGACCAAAAAAUAUAUAUACAAAAGUUGUUGAGAGCAAUUUAUGUAAUGAUUAAUUUGUUUUGCAUUUUGUUAGUGAUUUGAUGGAUGGAUGCGGGUGUGUUUGUUUGGGGAUUUAGAUUUUGAAUUGAGAUUUAAAUAAUAAAAAUUUUGAAUUUGAAUAGUUGUAUGAUGUGAUAUAAAUAAGUGUC